Yamadazyma jaroonii is the source of this 4662-nucleotide messenger RNA. The record is from the annotation of a GenBank genome assembly. Lineage: Eukaryota; Fungi; Ascomycota; Pichiomycetes; Serinales; Debaryomycetaceae.
AUGCCUUCAACUCAGGAUGAAUUUCGUCUAGUGUUACCGGCACUUGACUUACGACAUGAUAUCAAGCAUCCUUACCAUUCAAUGGCAGGCAGAGUUGAGUUAUUCUCCAACCACAAACAAUUAAUUGUGUUUCCCAAAACUGUCAUAUUGAUAAAAGGUUCAACCUUAACUAAGAAAUUCACUUUUGAUGAAGAAGUCAUUGCUGCCACUUUCACUUCUUUCAAUGAUAAUGACACCCCCACCAAUGAAGAAUCCCUCGUUAUUUGCUUAUCCAAAUCAGCUUUCAUUUAUGCCAACGGUAAAGAGAAUUUCGUCAGUUUUCCCUUUACUUUGAAAUCUGCCCUCAGUUUCGAGUCAGGUUUAAUCUUAGAGAAAGACCAGUCCCAUAUUACCACCAUGUCAUUGGAUAAUGUUCAUCCUCAACAAUUGAACUCUGCUAAGUUUCUUUCAUUUGUGGAUCCAAUUGGAGAUUUUAGAAUCAUUACCUCAUCUUCAACAUCAAUUAUUUCCCCCCAUGAACAAUUGAUGUGUUUCCCUCAUAAAGCUUUGAAUAAGAACUUAUCUUUGUGUGCUACUUUCAAUUCUAAGGAAAGCACUAUAGUGCUUUAUCAUAUUAAAAGUUCUAGUAGAAAUCCUAAGAAAAUGCAUUCUUAUAAAUUUUCCAAACGAAAGAAUACGUUUUUGACAACCCCCAAUCCAACCAGAAUCAUUGAAGAUGAUAAUCUCCAUAUUGAUGGUACUAUACCUAGCGGGAACGGGUUAAAUUCUGCUUCUUUAAAUAUGGAUAAAAAACGUACCAGUACACUACUUUCAGAUGCAUCUUCAAUGGCAAGAAUGGGUUCAGAUGCUACGAUUUCAGAUUUGAAUAAACCUAUGGAACUCAAUGGUUUGAAAAAGGAUAUGAUUUUAACCAAAGUAGAAGUUCUUAAUGUUCAAAUUGAUAAACAUCAUUUGGAUAUUUAUAAUUUAUUCUAUAGAGAGCAAGAAGCCAUUGUCAUCAUGAAUCGUCAAAAGGGUGAAGCCAAGGUAUAUAUUUUCAGUCAACUGAUCACCCUGAUUCCACAAUAUCAACAUACUUAUUCCAUACGAUGUCAACAUUGUUCACCAUUAUUGAACCCCCAAUUCGAAGGAUUAUUGGUGAUUUUAAAAGAUGGGAAAUUUCUUCAACUCAUAAAUCCUUUUGUUGAUGUCAGUUCUGCAUCCAUAGAUCUUUCUAUGGCCAAAUAUCCGGAAAUUUCAUACAUUGAAAGUUGUAAUGAUGAGAAUGUGGCUGUUAGAGGUAAGAAUGGGAAAUCUUAUAUCAUAAAUUUGAUUCUUCAACCAAGUUCUGAUAUAAUAACCACAUGCUUACAAUGUUUCAAAUACUUAUCUGGUUCCAGUAUAAAUGAAACUAUAUGGAUGUUAUGGAGGUCGGCCCUAAUGUUAGAUAAAUCCAGAGAUGAAUGGAAUGCCUUGAUAAUAACCUUAUUGGCUAUAAUGUUACCUAUGGAGAGUGAAUUACAAGACUACCUGAUCAAUGAGAUUACUCAACUCAUACCUUCAGCUAAAUUAUUGAAUCAACAAUUAUCUAAUAAUUAUUCAUUCAGAGAUAUGCUCCCUUAUAUUAUCGUAUCAUUACACCUUAUACGUGAAGAGACAAAAUUAAAUAUUCUUUUCCAUGGAAAUCUCCAUAAAUUCGCCAUGUUUUUAACUCAAGCAUGUAUUUGGAUGGGAUGGCCUGAAUCUUGGUAUAAAUAUUAUGCAUUGGAUUUGAAUCAAUUUGAUCGAGAAACUAGAUUGUUACUGGUUUUUGUAAUUCCUCAACCUCCAAAUGUUCUUCAAUCGUUAACAAGUUUAUUCAGUGAUUCCAUAAUAAGUUACUUACCAUUUUCUCAAUUGGUGGAAGAAAGUAAUACCACUGAUGAACUUAUUAUCCCCAGAACUCAUGCCAUAUUGAAAUUAUUCGAAAUCAUUGUAUCUCCCAAUUAUGGUUCCACGGAUAUUGUUGACUUAAUGGCAGAAUUAGGUAUCAGUAUAGAAGAUUUGGAAACUUUCCCUAUAGGUGUUCAAAUUCCUUUAAAAGAAGCCAUUUCUAUAUGUCAAGAGAAACCCGAUUUUGAUUGGACGUUGAACUCUCUUGAUCUUGUUGAUAGAAAAGAUUUGGAUAUGUUUUUGAAAUCCGAGUCCUAUCAACCUCCAACAUCACUUUAUUCCAACCCUAGCCAUAAUUUCACCAUAUCCAAAGAUAUUAACCAUGUUUUGGCCAGUGUCUUGGGAGGCACGGAACAGGUAGUUGCCUGGGAUGACCAAUCUGAAGCCGAUAGACUUGGUAUUACCAAAUUAAUUUUUGAUUAUGAUAGAAGAUAUUAUGAGAUCACAUCUCUUUUACAUCAAACAAAGACUCAAACUGCUACCUUGAUUGUAGAAGAAGGAACUACCGAAUAUGAUAUUGUAGUGUUACAGAGAGAAUUGGCUGCCACGGUGGCUCUUAGAACUUUAUCCAUACCUUUAGGAAGAGCUUCAUUAUUUUAUGCUGGAAGAAUGCCAUUAUUAACAGAGAAAUUCCCUAUCCCUAAAUUCAACUUAAAUACCAUUAUAGCUCCUAAAAUGACCAAUAUCGUAUUAUCUGAAGGAUCUGUUGAAGAAAGAACUGUCGAAUGGGGGUAUUUCCAUAAUGGUGUAGCUUCAGGUCUUAGUAUCAGUAAAGAAUCAAAGGGGAUUUCAGGGAGUUGGAUCAUUUUCAAUAAACCACCAUCUUUGAAUUCCCAACAUGGAGGUUUCCUUUUAGGUUUGGGACUUAACGGACAUCUUAAAAGUCUUGAAGAAUGGCAUAUUUAUAAUUAUUUAGGACCCAAACAUCCUCUUACAAGUGUGGGACUUUUAUUAGGAAUGGCAGCCAGUAAUUUGGGGACUAUGGAUGUAAAACUCACUAAAGUUUUAUCUGUUCAUGCAGUAGCAUUAUUACCACAAGGAGCAAAUGAUUUAAAUGUUCCUAUAAUUGUCCAAGCAGCUGGAUUGCUUGGAAUUGGAUUACUUUACUUAGAAACUCAACAUAGAAGAAUGAGUGAAAUCUUAUUAGCUCAAAUCACUAGCACAGUAUCACAAAAUGAUUCUGAACAAAUCAAUGAAGGUUAUAGAUUAGCUGCUGGGAUCUCUUUGGGGUUUGUAAAUUUAGGUAAAGGAAGAGAUUUGAAAGGUUUAAAUGAUACAAGAGUGGUAGAUAGAUUAUUAGCUUUGGCUACAUCAAUGAAAGAUUAUCAACCAAUCCUGGAAUUAGAUAAAUCAUGUAGUGGUGCUAUCAUAGCUCUUGGAUUUGUUCAUAUGAAAACUGAAGAUUCCUCCAUUGCUAGUAAAUUGGCCAUUCCUGAGAAUGAACAAUUACUUGAUUAUAUAAGACCAGAUUUAUUGUUAUUAAGAUGUAUUUCAUCCAACAUUAUUAUGUGGAAUCAAAUAGGCAACACGAUUUCUUGGGUAGAAUCUAAAAUCCCCAAAUCGUUAUUAAGUAAGUAUGGUAAAUUAGAAACUGAAACGUUAGAUAGUGAUCAAAUCGGAUUUUUCAAUAUUUUAGGAGGUACUUGUUUAUCUAUGGCAAUUAAAUAUGCAUCAACUCAUGAUCAAAGGGCUAGAGACACAUUAAUCUAUUAUCUUGAUAAUAUGAUGGUUUUAGCUAUGUCUAAUACCACAAAUUAUGAUGAAAGAGUUGCAUGUCAUAGUGCCAUAAAUAUCCAGAAUAUCUUGGCUUUAGGUCUUUCCAUAAUAAUGGCAGGUUCAGGAGAUUUAGAAACUUUCCGAAGAUUAAGAGUACUUUAUGGUGAUACUGAUAAAGAACGGAAUUAUGGGAAUUAUAUGGCUAUAAAUAUGGCACUUGGAUUCUUAUUUUUAGGCGGUGGUCAAUAUGCCUUUGGAUCAUCGAAUCUUGCUAUUGCAACAUUGAUAGUAUCAUUGUAUCCAGUUUUCCCUAAUGAAAACGGUGAAUAUGAAGUUCAUUUACAAGCAUUAAGACACUUUUGGGCUCUUUCAGUUGAACCUAGAUGUUUAGUCAUUCGAGAUGUUGAAACUCAUAAACCCCUCAAAAUCCCUGUGUCCAUAAAACUUACCAAUGGUGUUGUUAAAGACAUUGUCACACCAUGUCUUUUACCCAAUUUGAAUAAUAUCAUCAAUAUCGAAACCAAUUCUUUAGAUCAUUUCAAAGUCAAUAUCAAUUUCGAAGCUAAUGAUCAUUACCUUAAAAUCUUUCAGAAAUCAUUGGCAUUAUUCGUUUAUAAAAGAAGGAACUAUCAAAUCUUCAAAUCUUCCAUUAGAAGACUUCUUGAACUCGAGAACAAAGGGCUUCAAAUCGAUAAUCACGAGAUCGAGAUCGAUAGUGAUGUUAAUAAGAUUUUAAAUCUUGAUUUCAUGAAAAACAUCACCAACCAUGAAAAGAAAGUGUACUUGUUUGAAUCUAGUGAUAAAACUAGUGAUGCAAACUUGAAAGAUCUAGGGUUAUCGAUAUUUAAUGUUAUUGAUAGUAAAUUAGAGUUGAUGAAGAAAUCUCAUAAUCCAGAAGUUAUCGAUGAUUUAUGGAAUUUGAAGUUGAUAUUCUUCUAUUCUGAGAGAUUAUUGAAUGAUGAAAUGCAUUAUUUAUCGUUAGAUUUCAUUGAACUGUUGAAACAUAAUAUUUGGAAAUUGACCAGUAAUGUAUAA